GCUGUUCCAUUUUCUCUAUUAACCUAAUGGUGAAGCCGACGAGAGGCCGUCGCUCACCCUCCAAAUCCGGCUCCGGUUCCUCAUCCCGUUCUCGGUCACGGUCCAGGUCCUCGCUCCCGCUCUUACUCCGGUUCAGACUCCAAGUCCGGCUCCCGCUCUCGGUCUGUCUCCGGUCCACAUCUGCUUCUCCAUCUGGCUCUCGGUCUAGAUCCUUAUCCUCUUCCUCUCCUUCUCGCAGCGCUAGCUUUCGAAGUCGCAGCCCUCCUUCUAAGCGUCGAAGGUCACUUAUUUACUUCUCUCUUCAAAUUUUUGAUACUCAUUUAAUAAAUUCUCCAGCUGAUGCACCUAGGCGAGGUCGUCCCCUUUGCCACAGUCUAAAAAGGCAUCUCCAACUCCAAGGUAAAGCUAUUUUCACUACAGAUUUACCAGUAUUCCAUCUAAGAGAAAUAUUCGGUAAUUUUGGUGAAAUUGUAAAUGUGGAUCUGGCAAUGGACCGUGCUCUUAAUCUUCCAAGAGGAUAUGGCUAUGUUGAAUUCAAGAAGAGGACAGAUGCUGAAAAAGCUCUACUGUACAUGGAUGGUGCCCAGAUUGAUGGCAAUGUUGUAAGAGCGAAGUUUACACUUCCUCCACGACCAAAAGUUUCCCCACCGCCAAAACCUAUUGCUUCUGCUACUAAAAGUGAUGCUCCAAAACCUGACACUGCUGGUGCUGAUAUUGAGAGGGAUGGGAUAAAACGACCACGGGAAUUUUCUCCUCAACGGAAACCCCUGUCCUCACCGCGAAGGAGAUCGCCUGUGGGUCGAAGAGGUGGAUCUCCUAGACGACCAACAGAAUCUCCACGUCGGCGAGUAGAUUCUCCUAUUCGUCGUCGUGCAGAAUCCCCUUACCGUCGUGCUGAAAUGCCUCCAAGGCGCCGACCUGCCUCUCCUGCUAGAGGUCGUUCUCCAUUGUCUCCUCCAAGGAGGCUUAGAUCUCCAGCAAGGACCUCUCCUCGUAGGAUGCGUGGUAGUCCAAUCCGAAGACGUUCUCCUCCUCCAAGGCGCCGUUCACCUCCUCGACAUGCCCGUAGUCCUCCAAGAAGGUCUCCCUUCAGUCGUAGACGGAGCCGUUCUCCAAUUCGUAGACCUGCUCAUUCUCGUUCAAGGUCAAUCUCACCUAGGAGAGGCAGAGGACCAGCGGCAAGACGUGGGCGAUCAUCAUCCUAUUCCAAAUCACCAAGUCUGCGGAAGGUAACAAGGAGGAUUUCAAGGAGUCGCAGUCCUAGAAGGUAA
Messenger RNA from Durio zibethinus, 1271 nucleotides. NCBI's taxonomy places the organism in Eukaryota, Viridiplantae, Streptophyta, Magnoliopsida, Malvales, Malvaceae. The record is from RefSeq and is a predicted model, not a curated record.